AUGAAUCAGACCCCGGAAGUUAUUAGGGUCAAGCGUAGGCGUGAUGAAGAUUCAUUACAAGCACUACUUUUGGAGGAGAAACGGUCAAAUAAGAAGGGAAAGUAUGUGUUCAAGCUUUCAAAAACCGUGGAUUUUCAGAGUGAGGAAGACACGCCACUGCUGCAGCUAUCUGAGAAUGAUAAAGAUAAAGUGUUUAUAUUAGAGCAGCCCAAGGCUGCUGCUUCGGAAGAGCCCCUUCCGCUGGAGAUUACAGAGAUGUUGGAAAACUACUUAAAGCUGAAUGACAAACAGCCGUCUUCUGGGACUAUAAAAAAGCCACGGAGACGGUAUAGCAACCAGCCUACGGUCACAGAACUUCCUAGUUUGGAUUACGUUUAUGAUAUAUACAUUAGGGAGAUUGUUUCAGAAGACGAAUUUGUAUUCGAUAAGGGUACCGUUGGCUAUAUCCGCAUUGUCGAAGACCUUGGUGCAAGUGUAUUAGAGCCGGAGGAAGUAUCAGACUCCCAGCAGCUUUCAGACGACGAAGACUCCAACGACGAGGAUUACUACCGGAAUGACUACCCUGAAGAUGAGGACGAUGACAGGUCUAUACUGUUUGGCUCCGACAGCGAGAACGACGAACAGAACACCGAUAACUCCGUUCUUGUGCUAGAACAGGAGCUAGAAGAAAUUCAGGACCCAAUGCAGCCAUCUGAGGACUACGAACCUCUAUUCAACACGCUAGCCGCCGAGCCUAACCUUUUAAGUUCGCUUAAUACCACAAACUACGUUGACCUAGAUGUAGAGGCUGAACAAGAUGAAUACAACGAACAAGAAUACUACCAACGCCCUCAAUCCGAUAUAGAAUCAUUUGAGAGACACCAAUUUAGCCCAACAGACGAAGACGACCCAAUUGCUAUUCAUAGGGACAGGGUUAUGAGUAAACUCCAGCGUAUGAUGAACGACCUACACUAA
This is a messenger RNA of Eremothecium sinecaudum, 954 nucleotides long. RefSeq names its product Iwr1p (gene IWR1). The record is from RefSeq and is a predicted model, not a curated record. The transcript has a single exon. Gene Ontology annotation, biological process: protein import into nucleus. Bases 1 to 954 code for a protein of 317 amino acids. NCBI's taxonomy places the organism in Eukaryota, Fungi, Ascomycota, Saccharomycetes, Saccharomycetales, Saccharomycetaceae. Gene Ontology annotation, cellular component: cytoplasm.